AUCAGCAGGAAAGGUGGCAAGAGACAGAGAGAGAGAGAGAGAGAGAAAGAAAGAAAGAGGUGAAGAAGAUGUCUGAUUUCCUGGUCUGCAAGGAAUUAUCUCCACCUAAACAAGUGUGGAUUAACGCUACAGUGUGAUGAGGAAGUCCUUUCCCUCCCUUUCAAAUUGUGGGAACCAAGGAGAAGCUGGUUUAUUCCACCCUGACUAAAAACAUUAUGGGUUGCUGCUACAGUUUAGACUAUGAUGAUGAUUUGGCCAUGGGCACUGAGAUUUGUGAGGUGUGUCACUAUCCUAUUGAUCCAGCCACCAAGCCUCAGAGACCCGCUUUAAACGGCUCUGGGUUGCACGCUCCUCUGUUGCCGUCUGAAGGGAUUCCUCCUCCUAGUUCACCCCUUCAAGAUAAACUGGUGGUUGCACUGUAUGAUUAUGAAUCAACUCAUGAUGGAGAUCUGCUGCUUCGGACAGGAGAACAGCUGCGGAUAGUAGAAGAGACAGGGGAGUGGUGGAAAGCUCAGUCCCUCACCACAGGACAAGUGGGCUACAUCCCAUGCAACUUUGUCGCCAAGUUGAACACACUGGAGCAAGAGCCUUGGUUUUUCAAAGCCCUCAGCAGGAAGGAUGCUGAGCGCCGGCUUCUCACUGCUGGUAACACACACGGUGCUUUCCUCGUUCGCGAGAGCGAAUCCACCAAAGGCUCCUUCUCCCUCUCUGUGCGAGACUUUGACCAGAACCAAGGAGAAGUUGUGAAGCACUAUAGGAUACGGAAUAUGGACAACGGCGGGUUCUACAUCUCUCCGCGCAUCACCUUUGACAGCUUGCACAGCCUGGUGGAACAUUACACAAACAACACAGAUGGGCUCUGCACCCGCCUUGGCAAACCCUGCCAAGCUCAGAAGCCACAGAAACCCUGGUGGCAGGAUGAGUGGGAAGUGCCCCGAGAGAACCUAAAGCUGGUGGAGAAACUUGGAGCAGGGCAGUUUGGUGAAGUUUGGAUGGGCUAUUAUAAUGGCCACACAAAAGUGGCCAUCAAGAGUUUGAAGCAAGGCAGCAUGUCGCCUGAAGCCUUCCUGGCUGAAGCCAACCUGAUGAAGAAGCUGCGCCAUCUGCGCCUGGUGAGGCUCUACGCGGUGGUGACUCAAAAGCCCAUGUUCAUCAUCACAGAGUAUAUGGAGAAAGGAAACCUGGUCGAUUUUCUCAAAGCUGCUGAAGGCACCAAAUUAACAAUUUAUAAACUUCUAGACAUGUCCGCACAGAUAGCAGAAGGAAUGGCCUUCCUGGAGAAGAAAAACUACAUCCACCGUGACCUGCGAGCUGCCAAUAUCUUGGUGUCCGAGACCCUCUGCUGCAAGAUUGCAGAUUUCGGCCUGGCCCGCCUUAUGGAGGACGACGAAUACACGGCUCAGGAGGGAGCAAAGUUCCCAAUUAAGUGGACAGCCCCCGAGGCCAUCAAUUAUGGAACAUUCACCAUCAAGUCAGACGUCUGGUCGUUUGGGAUUCUACUGACCGAGAUCAUCACUUAUGGCCGGAUCCCUUACCCAGGGAUGAGCAAUCCAGAAGUCAUCCAAAACCUGGAGCGAGGCUACCGGAUGCCGCAACCGGAUCACUGCCCGGAAGAGCUGUACAAACUGAUGCUGCAGUGCUGGAGGGAGAGCCCGGAGCAACGGCCCACCUUCGAGUUCCUGAAAGGGGUCCUGGAGGACUUUUUCACUGCCACGGAAGGACAAUAUGAGCAGCAAGUGUGAGAGGGCUUCGAGCAAGGAUCCUGGACGCCCUUCCUGACAACCUGAUGCUCCAGGACCGGGAAGGAGACUCUUUUGAGUUCUGGAAGCCUCCCCCCCCCCGCAAAUCCGAGAUGGCCGGGGGGGCAGGAUGGGCUACCGUAGAAAGGCUUAUUAGGACCACAAUGACCUCCUGAGAGCUCCCGGUGGGGAACGUGCACCUUUUUUCAAAAGGAAAAGAAAACCGACCUUCAAAGGUGCCCGGAGGACCUGGGAGGGAGCUCCCGCCUGUGGCUCUGCAGGCGGAAGCGAGCCAGUUUUUAUUCCCUUUUGCUUCGGCUGCUCGGUAGAAGGCACACGCAACUGAUAGCGCUUUACAAAUAAAGGCAACCGCAGGAAGGCUGUUCCUUAACGCGAAGGUCCUCUGCCCCCUCGGAGGCCCUGGCUUUCCUGGGACUGCUGUGCAACCUGGUCUGGAGGUGGAAUCAAAGCGACAGGAAGUGGUUCUGGGAUGUGGUCAAAAAAGUCAAGAUGGCGCCCACAAUGGUGGGGUCCGAGGACCGCCUGUUUUUUAUGUCUGUACCGACACGCGUGAAAAAGAGGCAGAGCUUUGCUUGCACCGUUGGGCCAUCCUGACUUUUUGGACCACACUUUGGAUCUGGUGAAGAGAAGAAAGGAAGGUGGAGGAGACAGGAGGGAAGAAAGGUAUUUACAGGCACUUAAAUGCAACAGCAUUUAACACCACUGUUUCUUGAACAUGCCAUAAUAACCUGGGUUCACACGGGAUGUUAAGACUAUAAACCGUGGCUUACAAAACCAUUGCAUAGUUAUGAAAUUAUAUAAUGUGAUGUUUUCUAUAUGCACACACGCUUAAUACACUGGUUGG
Python bivittatus (Burmese python) is the source of this 2604-nucleotide messenger RNA. It is a transcript of the gene LCK, whose product is annotated as LCK proto-oncogene, Src family tyrosine kinase. Gene Ontology annotation, molecular function: ATP binding; protein tyrosine kinase activity; protein binding. Gene Ontology annotation, biological process: protein phosphorylation. NCBI's taxonomy places the organism in Eukaryota, Metazoa, Chordata, Lepidosauria, Squamata, Pythonidae. The record is from RefSeq and is a predicted model, not a curated record.